AGAAAGAAAGAAAGAAAGAAAGAGCUCGCGUGUGAUGUCGUGUUUGUGUAUCCUCAGUAUUUUUCCUCUCUUGAACCUCAUGAUGAUGGAGAUCAAAACUGAACCUACAGAAAUAAAAACUGAACCUACAGAAAUUAAAACUGAACCCACAGCAGAUGAAUAUGAAGACAAUCACGAUGAUGGUCAUAAUUUUAUUCUCUCAGAUGUGAAGAGUGAAUCAUGUUUGGAUGGAGAAAUAACGUCCUCGACUCUUUCCUGCAUCACUGGUGGAGAGACAUUGAGCUCACAGACACAUGAAGGAAAACAAAGUCAUGAAACCCCUUUUUACUGCACUGAAUGUGGCAAAUAUUACACCACCAAACGAAGUCUUACUGAUCAUAAGAGACUUCACACAGGAGAAAAACCAUACGAGUGUCCUCACUGUGAGAUGAGAUUCAGCCACAAAUCCUAUCUGAGGAAGCAUGUGCUUAUACACACCAAUGAAAGACCGUAUAAGUGCAGUGAAUGUGACAAAGCCUUUACAAAUAAAAGUUAUUUAAAUUUACACCAGAAAACACACACUGGAGAGAAACUCUAUCAGUGUUCACACUGUGAUAAAGGUUUCGGUUAUAAAUCUCAACUGAUAGCCCAUGAAAGACUUCACACUGGAGAGAAACCUUACGUCUGUAGUGUAUGUGCGAAGAGUUUCAGCGAACGUUCCAAUUUAGUGACACACCUGAGAACUCAUACAGGUGAAAAACCUUACAAAUGCUCUCAGUGUGAGAAGACGUUUACUAAGUCAGGUAACUUAAAAAUCCAUGAGAGAGUUCACACUGGAGAGAAACCUUACCUCUGCUCUCAAUGUGGGAAGAGCUUCUCUUCUUCAAGUACUUUGACUCUUCAUGCAAGAGUUCACACUGGAGAGAAACCUCAUCAAUGUGGUGUUUGUGGAAAGAGUUUUAAAAAACCUGCCAAUUUAGUGUCACACCUGAGAACUCAUACAGGUGAAAAACCUUUCAAAUGCUCUCAGUGUGAGAAAACGUUUACUGAGUCAGGUUCCUUAAAAGCCCAUCAGAGAGUUCAUACUGGAGAGAAACCUUACCACUGUGAUGUUUGUGAUAAGAGUUUUAAUCAACAUUACAAUUUUGUGUCACACCAGAGAAUUCAUACAGGUGAAAAACCUUACAAAUGCUCUCAUUGUGAGAAGACGUUUACUCAUUCAAGUUCAUUUAAAGCCCAUCAGAGAGUUCACACUGGAGAGAAACCUUACGUCUGCUCUUAUUGUGGGAAGAGCUUCUCUACUUCAACUAAUUUGACUCUUCAUCUAAGAGUUCACACUGGAGAAAAACCUUAUCACUGCUCAAUCUGUGAUAAGAGCUUCACUGGUCUAAGUACUUUUAAAGUUCAUGAGAGACUUCACACUGGAGAGAAACCUCAUCACUGUAGUGUUUGUGGAAAGAGUUUUAAUCAACAUGAACAUUUAGUGUCACACCAGAGAACUCAUACAGGUGAAAAACCUUACAAAUGCUCUUAUUGUGAGAAGACUUUUACUCAUCCAAGUUCCUUUAAAGACCAUGAGAGAGUUCAUACAGGAGAGAAACCUUACGUCUGCUCGAUCUGUGGAGAGAGAUUUGCUGCUUCUAGAAGUCUCCAGAAUCAUCAGAAGAAAAAACAUACUGAAGAACAAACUACACUGAAAUAAUUUUUAAAAAUAGACACAGGACAAUCUCUUUCUCCUAAAAAAUGUCAACAGUUUAAAAUUUUGUUUUGUAAAAAGUUUGAUAUUAAUUAUAUUAAUGCAUUUCAAUAAAUGUAAUGUUAAAACACUGCUUUAAAGGUAGGGUAACACAUUUUGAAAAAUGCUAACGGUAGCCGCCUAGCAAUGAAAUCCCGAUCCCACCCUCAAGUCAAAUCGCCAUCUAAAGUCACGCCUCUUUCCAAACACAUGAACACGCACAGAUCAGACGGUCACGUCUCAUGUCUCAUUCACCAGUGAGAAAACUUUGCAGUACAAAGUGAAUAACACUUCCAAAAUAACCAACAUAAACAACUGGUUUACAUCAGAAUUAGUUUAAGCACACGUUCGAUUGUGUAGACGUAGUAACUAUAUCGUUAUGCUAAUCCGGAAAACGAACACAAAUUUCAUAAGCAACACAAUGUUUCAUCAAAGUAGAAUAUCUGAAUCCAUCUCAAUACAAACAUAUCGCGUACCUACCUUACCAAAAUAAACAGUGCAACGACCCUUUCAGACCCUUUGCCUCCUGUAGCUGUUUGCAUCUCGCAGUAAAGCAGUAAAGUUACCGAUGUUAAUUUGGGUUUUUGCUCUUGCUG
This is a messenger RNA of Paramisgurnus dabryanus, 2310 nucleotides long. The record is from RefSeq and is a predicted model, not a curated record. Lineage: Eukaryota; Metazoa; Chordata; Actinopteri; Cypriniformes; Cobitidae.